AUGGUCCAAGUCAAGAACCUCAUGCUUCCCUACUCCAUCAACGCGCCCAAUGUCUGGAACCAGAUCAAGGAGCAGCCUGGCUUCGCCACCGUCUCGGUCUUUUUUCGUAAUGGCUUCAACUCUACCGAAGGACAGGACGACCUUUCUGAGAGCAUCCACUAUGGCAAUUUGGCCAAGGCCAUCCGAGGAUCCAAUCCAGGUGGAGGGACGCCCGCUGAGGUACUGGCAGGUGUCGAGCACCUGGUACGCGAGAUGGGACGAAGACCAGACGGCCGGAACGUGGUUGAGAGUACAGUCACCGAGCUCCACCUACCAAAGGCGAGCAUGACAGGGGAUGAGAUCUCGUUUACCUGGAUUCAGAAAGAUGUACGAGAUCAUGGUCGCGAGAAGUUCGAGACUGUACGCAGGCUGUUUUCGAUCCACGACAUGCGGCUCAUGACGCUGGUCGGAAUGAACAAAAACGAGAGAGAGGCGAAGCAGCCGGUCAUCGCCAGUCUGGAGUUUGACUACGUUGCUGUGAAUGCGCAGCAGCCGGAGAAUCGACAGCCAUUCCCAGAAGGUGACGUCUUGAGGAUUGAGUACUUGCUCACGAAGGUGAGACAUCACACAUAUUCUAGUAGGUCGCAGGCGCUGACAGUCUACAAGCUCAUCGAAGACUCCAAAUUCGAGACUCUGGAGCUCAUGGCACAGCGUGCCAUCACCCUGCUCUCACGAGACUUCUGGGACAGAGGCUAUGGAAGCCCGAGCGUGCGCCUGCGGUUGGAGAAGCCGAAGGCAAUCACUUUUGCAGAUGCGGCAGUGGUGGAGCUGUAUGUUCCUGCGAGAGACAGCACGACCGAACGUUCACCGGUUCCCAAUGGUGCUCCCGAUGUUAACAUGGAGGACGCCACGAAUAAAAUCAAGCAGGAGAACGACCAGAUCAAGAAGGACGAGGAGCGAGAGCCGGCGAUGAGUAACAUUCCACCGGCGCCCGUUGCGGGAAAUGGUCUUAGAGUGAUCAAGCCCUUCAUAUGA
Messenger RNA from Saxophila tyrrhenica, 1014 nucleotides. RefSeq lists its product as uncharacterized. The record is from RefSeq and is a predicted model, not a curated record. Bases 1 to 1014 code for a protein of 337 amino acids. The transcript has 2 exons. Gene Ontology annotation, molecular function: dihydroneopterin aldolase activity. Gene Ontology annotation, biological process: folic acid-containing compound metabolic process. NCBI's taxonomy places the organism in Eukaryota, Fungi, Ascomycota, Dothideomycetes, Mycosphaerellales, Extremaceae.